Bufo gargarizans (Asiatic toad) is the source of this 2918-nucleotide messenger RNA. RefSeq names its product zinc finger protein 385B (gene ZNF385B). The record is from RefSeq and is a predicted model, not a curated record. The transcript is spliced from 11 exons. The coding region runs from base 355 to 1788 and encodes 477 amino acids. Lineage: Eukaryota; Metazoa; Chordata; Amphibia; Anura; Bufonidae. Gene Ontology annotation, molecular function: nucleic acid binding; zinc ion binding. Gene Ontology annotation, cellular component: nucleus.
UGAGUGUGCAUGAGCAUCCAGCCUGCUCACCUCCCAGGCACAUUACAAUGCUGGCAAGCAGGGGAGUCGGCAAUCAGGAACAUAAAGCCCUCGUUCUGUCAAUCCUGCCGCUUUACAUAGUGACUACAGAACCUGUCUUGUGGGUGGGACUCAGGAGUUAACCCAUGCUGUGCUGCCAGGAAGGACAACUACGAUUUAACCCAUGCUGGGCUGCCUGGCGGACGACGAGGAAAGAGAGAAGGCUGAGUAAGGAACAAGAUCUGGGUGAAGAACAUCAACAAACAAAACUAUUGCUGCAGCAGCUGACACCAGGACGACCAGUGAGCCUCUCCAGCCUGCCCUCCCAGCCAAGGUAUGAAACGGUCGUUAAGUCCCGAUCACGGGCAAGAAAAUGGAAGGAUGAGCGCAGCAAUGUUUUUACGAUGUUUUGAGGAAAAAGUGACCUGGAUGGACAGGACAGACUGCCAGUUCUCUAAUGAAAAGAAGAAGAUCUUAUAUUCGCUAUGCGAAGUGUGCAACAUUCAGUUGAACUCUGCAGAUCAGGCACAGAUUCAUUACAACGGAAAGUCCCAUCUAAAAAGAGUAAAGCAGCUAAACAAUGGAAAGCUACCAACAAACACAUCGUCCGGAUCAUUACUUGUCAGCACCACUGGAGGUAGCACAUGUCACACCACGGCUCUUCCCACACUAGUUCGAACCCCAAGCCUAGUGGUUCAACCGUCCUUGGAUGUGAAGCCAUUUGUGUCAUUUCCAAUGGAAAAUAGUCCGGCUGUUGGACUCUUCCCAAACUUCAACACGAUGGAUCCUGUGCAAAAAGCAGUCAUAAACCAUACGUUUGGUGUUUCCAUUCCACCAAAGAAAAAACAAGUCAUUUCUUGCAAUGUCUGCCAGCUUCGUUUUAAUUCUGAUAGCCAAGCUGAAGCGCACUACAAAGGCAGUAAACAUGCCAAGAAGGUCAAAGCACUAGAGUCCACGAAAAAUAAGCAAAAAAUGGGUUCUCCAAAGGACAGCACCAAGGCUAUUACGAGCUCAACAGCCAGCCACAAAUCAGGAGAUGAAGAACGAUUAAAAGCCAGCAGUUCUGUCAGCCUCAAUAUGGCUGAGAUAAGGUCUUUCAUCGCCAAGUCAGAGAUUGCAUUAACAGCAGUGAUACCGGCAGCACUCGUGAAGAGCACCAACGGCAGUGCGAUCAUCGCUUCUGAAUCAGAAGAAGAGAAAGCCAAGAAGUUAUUGUACUGUUCACUAUGCAAAGUAGCAGUCAACUCGUUGUCACAGUUAGAGGCACACAACACAGGUUCUAAACACAAGACAAUGCUCGAGGCCCGGAAUGGUGCAGGUCCAAUUAAAUCCUAUCCCAGGUCUGGAUCCCGACUAAAAAUUCUAAAUGGCAGCAAAGGUUCAGGACUGCAAAACAAAACCUUUCAUUGUGAAAUCUGCGAUGUCCAUGUAAACUCAGAAAUCCAGCUUAAACAGCACAUCUCCAGCAGAAGACAUAAGGACAGAGUAGCAGGAAAGCCAAUGAAGCCUAAAUAUAGUCCAUACAACAAACUUCAGCGCAGCCCUAGUAUUUUAGCGGCUAAACUGGCAUUCCAGAAAGACAUGAUCAAGCCUUUAACACCAACCUUCUUGUCUUCACCUCUUGCAGCAGCUAUGACUUCAACCCUCUCAUUACCACCGAGGCCCCACAAUUCUUUGUUUCAGGGGUCUGCAUUAGCCCCUACCUUUCUAAGACCAGCACACGCCUCCAUUCGAGCAACUACAGCCUCCAUUCUGUUUGCACCAUAUUAAGAGUAUCGUGGCAGUAGUAGCUUAGAACAAAGGACUAGAACCUACAGCUCCAUUACAGACUCCUUGCACUGUCGUUGCUUCUCUUAAAGGGCCGUCUAAAUAUCAGAGAGCACAUGUGCUCAGCCAUUCUUUGCCAUGAUGAAAAGCUUAGUACAUAAUUAUGGAAAUACUUGCAGUCUGCCUUCUGAAAAGCAAGCUCUUUCUAAGCUCAUGUUGGAUUGAUUUUGCAACUUUGUGAUUUUUUUUGUAUCAUCAGCGAAUGCAGUUGUUGUUUUUUUGUUUUUUCCUGGCAGACUUGAAAAAGGGGGUCUUCCUAGUCCUUUGAUGUAAAUACAUGUUUGGAAUCCAAAUGUCCAUCUUGAAGUGUGGAAUCUAUAGACUUAAAAAAAAGUGCUUUAUUGUGGAUAACACCAAAUCAAUGGCUAACAUAAAGUAUUAUUCUAUGUGAUCAACUUGUAAAGUUUACAGGGAACGUGUAGUAUUGUUCUAGACCCAAAUGUUGUUGUGUCUUGUAUAGUUCUAGACUCUAAAUGCUGUGUUACAAAUGGAAGGCAACUCAGCUUUGAUGCAAUUUUAUUUUUCAUUUUCGUCCUAAUUUUGAUAGCUAAUCCAACCUAGAAAAGCCAUAUUGCAUUAUAUUGUCAUUCGGUGAAAUCAUCAAUGUUGCUUUAGUCCAUGAAUCAGCUAAGAGACUGGAAUAGUAGAGAAAAUAUAUAUUUAAUAGAUGUACUCAGAAAGUUAGAUGAGCACACAGAACAUUUCGUUAUUCUCAUAAAGAGCUAAUAAAAGUUCUCUACGUUUUUAAAUGGUCUAUUUUCCGUUGUAAAGCUAUUUUCUUUAUUUUUAUGAAAGCCACUUGCUUUUUUGUGGCUCCUUAAUGCAAUAAUGUACAGAGUAUAAGGUAUUUCUAGUUGAAUAUCUGUCCUUUUUAUUUCUAAACAUUUAUUGUAAUACUGGUGUUUUACUGAAGAUGUAUUCAACUAAAAGGGUAAUAUUUGAAAUGUUCAGUUAUUAAGGUGUCACAGCCAAUUGAACUAUGGAGCACAAAAGAGAGCCUUUUCAAGCACAUUCAUUUAGAUCAUUGACGGUUUCAAUCUCUGUGUACUUUUUUAAUGUUCCUUUUCAAUAAA